AUGGACGGAGUUGACAAUGUUGAAAAAUUUGAUGAAGGUGUGAAAAGCAUUCGCGAGAAACUCCAUGCUGCCCCUUUGCCAAUUCAGUUUCCUAUUGGUGCUGGCAAAGAAUUAGAAGGAAUAGUUGACAUAGUGGAACAAAAAGCUCAUUAUUUUCAAUUAGGUCACAAGGAAGAAAAGUAUCAAACUAAGGAAAUUCCGCCUAAUUUAUUAGAAAAAACUAAAAAAUAUCGGCAAGAAUUAAUCGAAAGAAUAAUCGAACAAGACGAAGAAUUAAUGACUAAAUAUUUAGAUG
This is a messenger RNA of Ambispora gerdemannii, 295 nucleotides long. The record is from the annotation of a GenBank genome assembly. Lineage: Eukaryota; Fungi; Glomeromycota; Glomeromycetes; Archaeosporales; Ambisporaceae.